AUGAGUGCAUUAUUAUUCCCUAGUUCAGUUGGCCCCGGUGGCGGAUAUGGUGGUGGAUAUGGCAGUGGCGGGGGAGAUGACCCCGAUCGACGAGGGGGCCAUGGUCACGGUGGCCAUGGUGCAGAUGACAACUAUGAGCCAAUAGAUGCUGAAGGAGAGUCUGACGGAUCCUCGCACAGGGGGGAAGAGGAGGAAUCGAGGGAGGAACAGAAAACACCAAAGGGAGCUGGCAAAAAGAAGGAGAAGAAAAAGCCAGAUUAUAAUAGCGCAAAGCGCAGGAAACAUUAUAAAGACAACAAUGUGACGGCAGCGAAUGCCGCUAAGACCGCGAUGGUAGACUCCCUGAACAGAUUCAGAAUCCCCAAUCGGAUGGGGGGAGCACCGGGGAGUUACGUAUUAGCUGACGCGGAGAGAAGUCACUUUUGUCAGUCAAAGAGACCUGAACCAGAAAGGGUCAACGACUUUGAAUUUUACUGGAGACAAAAUCCAAGUACAAACUUUGACGCAAAGGACCAAAACGUUUGGGACCAUACUUUCGGGAAAUCAGGUACAGCUUCUAGAUGGGGUGCUCAAAACCUGAACCACCUCGUGUCAAUGCUCGAAAGCAAUAAGAUAGUGCCAUCACGGUCAUUCAAACGCAACAACAGGCCGGCCCAAGCACCGGCCCAACCGCCACAAAACCGAUCUCAGCCAUCGGCAUCAGUACCGGUGCCCGGAAUGAACCCAAACCAGUUUCAACAAUCUCAAGUCGCAAUGCCUACGACACAAGCACAAGAAGCACCGGCCCAAUUGGCUCGUACAAAUAACCCAAAUUUACAGCAGAACACUGAUUCACCCUUCGGGGAAUUUGUUCCCUUUGACCAUCCGUCUAGACAGCAGGGUCACGCAGCUGCGGCACAAGGGCAUAUACCCCCCAUGGCACAGUCCCACGUACCAAACCUUGCUCAUCGACCCCCUCCUCAAUAUACACAACAAGCACAGGGGCAACAAUAUUAUCAGCCGGGCGGUCACCAAUAUUAUCAAGAGCAGCAUGGUGGCGUGCCCAACCCACAAGGCCAAAAUCAACAGGGCCAAGGACGUGGGCAAAAUCCACAUGGGCAAAAUCCACAUGGGCAAAAUCCACAUGGGCAAAAUCCACAUGGGCAAAAUCAGCAUCAUGGGCAACAACCUCCCGGGCAAAAUCGUCGGGGGCGAGGUGGACCCUCAAAUGGCUCCAAAUACCCCCAAUAG
Messenger RNA from Orbilia oligospora ATCC 24927, 1230 nucleotides. RefSeq lists its product as uncharacterized. NCBI's taxonomy places the organism in Eukaryota, Fungi, Ascomycota, Orbiliomycetes, Orbiliales, Orbiliaceae. The coding region runs from base 1 to 1230 and encodes 409 amino acids. The transcript has a single exon. The record is from RefSeq and is a predicted model, not a curated record.